UGAUCUGCUUAGCCAAUCUGCUCUGCUCUGCCGAUUGUACCUUCUUCCAGCCAACAAUAGUGACUUUGAAAUCGGCUGCGGCUGAAAAUAUUGUUUGAUUGGUGGCUUAGUAGUUGCUAAUAACGCAAAGUGGCGGCUGUAAAAAGUAGGUACAAGUGGCGGCGGCUUCUCGCUAAUGGCGGCGGCUUUGACCUCUAAUAUUGUUUCACUUAGAUUGUUAGUAAUUAAAAAAAUGAAUAAUAUAAAUGAACUGGGUAAUCAAACAGAUACUUUGUCACCAUCUGCUAUGGUUGUCCAAUCGACUCGGCCUUCCACUGAUAACAUCCGUUUUAUUUUUAGUUCCAUCUACAUCUGAAACAGUUGUUUCAUCAACAUCUACCACAUUUAGAAAGUUUAAAAGCUAUUUCUUUGUUCACUUUGUAUGUAAUAUGUGUAUCUGCAUCUACAUCUGCUUUGGUUGGUUGGAGUUCAACAACAAACUUGCUUUACCUAAUGGCAAGCCACAAAACUUGUUGUACUUGUUUGCAAGCCACAAAACUUGCUGUAUCUAUUUGCAGUCUUGUAACAUGGUAUUGGGCAGAAGGGGGGGGGCGGCUUACACUCUUUCAUGAAGGCAAUUUAUACACCACUGUAACAUGGUAUUAGGCGGAAGGUGGGGGGGGGGGAGCCGGCUUACACCCCCUUUCAUGAAGGCAAUUUAUACACUACUGUAACAUGGUAUUGGGCGGAAGGGGGCGGCUUACACCCCUUUCCAUGAAGUCAAUUUAUACACCACUAGUUACUAUUUUUCCAAGUAUCGAAAUAUAUUUUUUAUUUUUUA
Molecule: messenger RNA, 820 nt
Organism: Hydra vulgaris (swiftwater hydra)
Lineage: Eukaryota; Metazoa; Cnidaria; Hydrozoa; Anthoathecata; Hydridae
Source: RefSeq, a predicted model, not a curated record